Molecule: messenger RNA, 834 nt
Organism: Moneuplotes crassus
Lineage: Eukaryota; Ciliophora; Spirotrichea; Euplotida; Euplotidae
Source: the annotation of a GenBank genome assembly
AUGAUAAUUAUAAGAAAGGGAUUUGAAAAUAAAAAUACAAAGAUUGUAAAUCUAGAGAAGUCUCUCCUAUUAGAGAGCAAGGAACAAGAUUUUGAAAGAUGUGCCAGUAUACACUAUAAUAUUCACUCACAGGAAAUAUGGGCUAAACCAUUAAUCUCAGGAACUAGAACACACCCUGAUGAUGACUACGUAUUAGUGUUUCAAUACCUUACUAGUGUAAAUUUUGUCAAAAAACUAAAUAAGUUAAAGUUCUUUGAUAUAGAUUAUAUUUCUUUAAGUAACUUCAGCUGCAGAGAUAAGCAUUUCUUGAGCUUCAUAAAUUUCUCAUUGCCAAAUAAAGCCAAUAAUGUGGUUUUAAGAUCAUCAAAUCUAGCGAAGCUGAAGAGUUCCAAUUCUUUUAUUUCAGUGAUCAGAAAUAGUUCUAAAGUAAUCAAAGCUGUAUCUUUCAUUGAGUUCUGAUUUAAUUAUCGUCAAUUAAAAAGAUUGAUGGCAUCUUUCAGACAUGUAGAGAAAAUACAUUUGAAUUAUUGCAAGUUUUCUAUUCCUAAAGUUCCUGAUUUCUCAAAGGCACUCAAGGAUUGUCAGAUUGGUAGUCUAGAUUUCUGGGGAUCAGGUCAUCCAAAACUCAGCAAUUGGGUAGAUGGCCUUGGUGAAUUCAAGAAUUUGGUUCAAGGCUUCGCAAGUUCUUCAGAUUUAAGUUUGAGUCUCAAAAUGGUAUACAUCAGACGUUGCGGAAUAGAACAAAAAGAAGCUGAACAAAUCUUUGCUGCAAACCAACUAAAUAAAGUCGAGGUUUAUGGUGACAAUUAAACUUCUGCUAAAAUGUGAUGUUUA